Talaromyces proteolyticus is the source of this 690-nucleotide messenger RNA. RefSeq lists its product as uncharacterized. The coding region runs from base 1 to 690 and encodes 229 amino acids. The transcript has a single exon. Lineage: Eukaryota; Fungi; Ascomycota; Eurotiomycetes; Eurotiales; Trichocomaceae. The record is from RefSeq and is a predicted model, not a curated record.
AUGGUCCUAGCCAAGCUCUUUGGUAUCGCGAGCUUGACUGGUUACAUUUCUGCACUGACCCCACCCAAAGGGCUCAAUGAUGGAUCAUACCGAGCAUAUAUUGACCAUCUGGGGCGUGAAGUGCAUGAGCUCGUGGCACUUCCUAACGGUGACAAACUGGAUUCCAGCGAAGUCACCCAGUUCGUCACCGACGAGAACGCUCUCAAGACACUAACCUCUCGUGCCGACAAUUUCUCACCAGACCGUAAGACCAUCUCGAAGCGAUACUAUGAAUCCAGCCAAUAUGGCUUCGGUGACGGCAUACUCGACAUCUACUGUGGCUGCGGCUUCAAUCUAGAUCCUGGCAACUGUGACGCCGCUGUAGCAGAUCUCAAGAACCAAGUCGGCAGCGAUGCCCAAAUCCCCAUGAACAUGGCCUGGUACUCGAUCCGUGGUAAUGUUGUUGCCUUUGCUUGUACCAGGCCUGAAAGUAUUGACAAUUACAACAAACCAUCCGACUCGGACGCCAAUUACUUAACCAUUUCAUAUGAAGACAUAACCCACUUCUGUGGAUGGUACGUUGCGGGCACCGCAAUGUACGUUCCCUUUUGGGCGACGGAAUACAACCAACCAUAUGUGGAAUACAUGCAGUACUACGACGGUCUCGACUUUUGCUAUCAAUCGACUGGCUCAUCUGAAGACCAUUGCUGA